This is a messenger RNA of Pygocentrus nattereri (red-bellied piranha), 916 nucleotides long. It is a transcript of the gene orc6, whose product is annotated as origin recognition complex, subunit 6. The transcript has 7 exons. NCBI's taxonomy places the organism in Eukaryota, Metazoa, Chordata, Actinopteri, Characiformes, Serrasalmidae. Gene Ontology annotation, cellular component: nuclear origin of replication recognition complex. Bases 48 to 851 code for a protein of 267 amino acids. Gene Ontology annotation, molecular function: DNA binding. The record is from RefSeq and is a predicted model, not a curated record. Gene Ontology annotation, biological process: DNA replication initiation; DNA replication.
CGCGAAAAAGCCGAGGCUGGUGUAGUUGUUGUAGCGAAGCUGUGAAGAUGGACAGAGAACUUUUCGGCAGACUUGCGUCCAAAAUGGGCCUGACGUCGGUCAAAGUGCUGAGCCAGGCGGAGGAGUACCUGCGGCUCUCCCAGCUCAGAUGUACCGGUCUCGGUGGCGCCACAGCCUCCAGCAGAGCUGUCAUUUGCCUCGAACUGGCAGCGACCUCGCUGAAGCUUCCUCUGGACAAGGAUUUUGCCGUCAAGCUCUCAGGGUUGAAUAAGAAAGUCUACCAAAGCAGCCUAAAGUCGGUGGAGUGCAUGCUGGGUCUGCAGUCCAGCGUUGGGCUCAGAGAGCUGGCCGUGCAGUACGGGUGUAUGGACGCAGUGAAGGUGGCGUCUCAGAUCCUUGAACGGUACGAGGCCAGUCUUCCUGCAGCUCAUCAGCAGAACCUCGACCUGUCAAAGCCGCUCUUCACCACUGCGGCUCUGUUCGCUGCCUGCAAGUGCAUGAAAAUCAGAGCAGACAAGAAGCUGGCGUCGUCUUCCGGAGCGAAGAAGGGCGUCUUCGACAGGCUCUGCUCUCAGCUGCAGAAGUUUGGACAGGAGAUUUGCAGUGAAUCCUCUUCUUUGAAGGGGUCCAUCAAAACGGCUCCGAAAAGACAGAAGACACUCACUGAGAUGCUGCAAGAGGAGGAGGAUGAUGAUGGGUUGCCAACAUCUCCUAAGCAACAGAGGGAGCAGCAGCGGCGGCCGAGGGAGGACGAGGAGGACGACGCUGAGGAGGACGUGAAACAGAAUUACGAGGAGUGGAAGAGAAAAAUCCUAGAGAACGCACUCGGGGCUAAGGCGGCGGAUCCAUGAGCACGGACUGGUGGUAGUUUUUAUUUAUUUGGUUUUUGGGGGGAUUUUGGCCCUUUUUUGUUUAU